This is a messenger RNA of Halteromyces radiatus, 1467 nucleotides long. RefSeq lists its product as uncharacterized. Gene Ontology annotation, molecular function: quinone reductase (NADPH) activity; zinc ion binding. Bases 393 to 1388 code for a protein of 331 amino acids. Gene Ontology annotation, biological process: cellular response to oxidative stress. Lineage: Eukaryota; Fungi; Mucoromycota; Mucoromycetes; Mucorales; Cunninghamellaceae. The record is from RefSeq and is a predicted model, not a curated record. Gene Ontology annotation, cellular component: cytoplasm. The transcript is spliced from 6 exons.
UUUUUUUUUUUGAAAAAGAUCACAUCCGACGAGUGGGAUCUCACCACUCCGUUGUUUCAAAAGCGAAUCAAGCUAAUUGACAAGAUUCAUCCUUCUUUCUUUUAUAAUCACUUGAAUAGAAGAUCGUCUCACUCUUUCACUCUCUCUUAGUCAAAGGUCAGUGCGCGCAAUUAGAUGAACCAAACAGAUUGGUGUUACCGUGACGAAUGAUGUUACUGUUUUAGUCGAAAGAUGACGUUCACGCUCAUCUUCUAUUCAUUUCCUUUUUUUACUCAUUCAAAGGAGUGUUCCGUUAGCCUGGGCAUUUCAAUCAUCAUCGGUUAAAAGUUUACCGUGAUUAAUCAUCGUCCAACUUUGAUCAUGUUUCAUCCUGCUGAAGUAGAAUUAAAAUAAUGACUAGUAUGAUGAAAGCUGUUGUUGUGGAAGCCAAUGGUGGCCCUGAAAACUUAUUACUCAAGGAUUGGCCUUUGCCACAAGCAAAAGAAAAUGAAGUUGUUAUCAAAAAUCAUAUAUCAGCCGUCAAUUUUAUGGAUAUUUACCAAAGAGAAGGUACUGCUCCUACCUCUCUUCCUUAUAUUGUUGGUAAUGAAAGUGUUGGUAAAGUGUAUCAGGUAGGCAAGGGAGUGACCAAGUACAAAGAAGGCGAUCGGGUCAUUUCUGUUGGAAGUGGAUCACAUUGUGAAUAUACUUUGGCCAGUCAAGCAACCAAUCUGGUGAUUAAAAUACCUGAUGGUAUUUCGGACGAACUCGCUGUGACAGUUGGUGUUGCUGGUAUCACAGCAUGGAUGUUGAUUCGUAUUGCUCAAGUCCAAAAAGGAGAUCAUGUCCUUGUCCAUGCUGCAGCCGGUGGUACUGGAAUUAUUCUUGUUCAGUUAUUGAAAUAUAUUGGUGCUAAUGUCAUUGGUGUGGUCAGUACUGAAGAAAAGGCAGAAAUACUCCAUGAACAUGGCAUCGAUCACGUUGUUGUAGUAAAAACAAAGGAUGAUUAUAAAAAGGUACUUGAUAAGGUGAACGAUAUAACACAUAAUAGAGGAUGUGAAGUCGUUCUUGAUAGUGUUGGAAAAGAUUCUUGGGAAACAUCAAUGGCAGCUGUACGUAAUUUCGGCACUUUUGUAAUUUAUGGUUAUUCAUCCGGUUUGCCUCCUUCUGUCAACUUUGUUGAACUCUGUCAAAAAAAUAUCAAAUAUGUUGCUCCAAGUGCAUAUGUUCUUUUCCAAGAUCAGGAGGAAGAAAGACGUGAAUUAUGGUUAGAUGAAUUCUUUACUAUUAUUGGAAAAGGUCAUAUUCGUCCACAUAUCCACAAAAAAUAUACAUUGGAAGAUGUUGCUCAAGCUCAUAUCGAUCUUGCAAGCAGAAAAACAUCUGGCAAAUUGUUGAUUCAACUUUAAGACGCCUAUAGUUACCCCUAGUGUAUUUAUUCAUCACCCUCUAUAAACCAGAAAUAAACGAUCCGUUAUGUCUCAAUAA